AAGAUUUUUAAGCUCCAACUCAUAUUUUACUCAUACUUAAUUUUUUUUAUGCAUUCUUGUAGUACUGCUCAUGAAUAUUGGACUUUAUCCAAAGGGCCUCCUCAUUCGACAAUUAGAGGACAGAUUGAAAGAAGGCGGCCAUCGUUUCUCAGAGGCACUGCAAAAGCAAUCGAGAACUUUGAGCUACGUCAUCGCUUGGAGGAAGAAGCUGCGAGUUACAAACGUCGAUUAAAUACCUACAGGCAAGCACAGCAGCAUCAGGCUGCACUGGUUUCUCGUUUACAGGCAAAAGUGCUCCAAUACAAGCAAAGAUGUUCGGAAUUGGAGAACCAGAUGGUCGAGUCACUGCCUGCAGAAGUGUCACGAGUCGUUGUUUCACCCAGUACUUCUGCGCUGGAAGCUGCCCAUCAGACGCUGAGAGAGCUGCGCGACGAGCAGAUAAGUGAUCUGGAAACAGCAAUACGCAAGCUCAAUGAGGAGAGAAGGCGCUCGGAUAAGCUUAUGGAGAUAAAUUCGUCUUUAAAAAAUCAACUAGAAGAGUCUCACAGAACCAAUGAAACAUUGACUAAUGAUUUGCAAAAAUUGAGCACGGACUGGGAUGUUCUGAGGGAAGAAAUGACUCUUAAAGAAGACGAGUGGAAGGAAGAAGAGUUGGCCUUCAAUGAAUACUAUACGUCUGAACACCAUCGUUUGUUGAAUUUGUGGCGCGAUGUUGUCGCUCUCAAACGUAUUUUUUCCGACAUGAAAUCGUCUACUGAAAGAGACUUGACUAAAUUUCAGAAUAAAUUAUCAACUGCGACAAAUGAAAUGACAUCGGCUUGCAGUGGUGUUAAACUUGCGCUACAAAUUCAAUCCAGUUCUCUUCAAUCUUCGGUUACUCAGCAGUUCCACGCUCAGGAAGCUUUGGAUUUGAAAUCAGAAAUGGAGAACAUCAGACAACAGUGGGAGGUUGCGCAAAAUGAAAUUAGAAUGAAGGAUGAACGUAUCAAUCAAUUGAUCAGAGAAAUUCAUAGCAUCGAAGAAAGAUGUGGUAAGGCUGAAGCUGGCAUUGGACAAGCUGCUAAAAUUCAAGAAGAUGUUGAAAUAUUGGAAGCCGCUUUGCGUGAUAUUGCUCAUGCAGUUAUUCAAGACGCCGAAACACGGGAAAUAGAAAAUAUUCAGCCUCCUCCGCAUGUUCAUUUGUCUCCAACUGGUGUUGGUAUGCCUCAAAGAUCACCCAAACGCGGUACAAGAAGCAAUACCAUUCCUGCGUUUGCUGAGAGUACGAUAAGUGCUGUACAAGCGGCGUUACAUAAAUAUCAGUUAACUAUUCAUGAGCUUCAAGUUAAAUUACAGACUAAUGCUGAGCAAUUAGCACUGACGAGAAAGCAAUGUGACUCGGCGGAAGAAAAUGUUCAAUUACUGGAAGAACGCACGACUGAGUUGAUUAUUCAGCUUGAUACUACUCGAGCACAGAGCACGCAAUUGUUGCAAGAACGUGAUAUGCUGCAAAAAAGUUUGGAUUCUGUGAGAACAGAAAAGAUUUCUUUGGAAAAGAGUAAAGUAGAAAUGAAUCAUACCAUUGAGGAUCUUAAUAGCGAUUAUGAAAAAUUGCAAAAAGUAAAUAGUAAAUUGCAAAAAGUUUGCGACAGCUUGGAGGAUGAUAAGAUGUAUUUACAGGGCGAGUUGGAUAGAAUUAAUAAAGAAUUUGAUGUGAGGGAAAUGAGCUUCAGAUCUGAAGAAGAACGAUGUAGUCGGAUGCGCGAAGAAUUGCUGACGGUAAGAGAAGAGUUGAGCAAAAUAUAUCUGGCUAAAGAUAUGCUAGAACAACAGAAGCUUGAGUCUGAUAAUUUGAUAACUCAAAUUGAGAAAAGUAAAGGGGAUUUGGAGCUGGAGUUGGAGAGAAUUUUGUUGGAGAAAUCUGAUGUUCAGGACGAGUUGAUAAAGUCGGAGGCUAUUUGUAAUAAUCAUGAGAAAGAUAAACAGAGGCUUGGAGAAGAAUUGAAGAGGAUGGAGGAAGAAAAAAAUAAACUAGCGAGUCAAUGUUGUGAUCAGUCGGGUGACUUGAGCUCUUUGAGAAAAGAAUUGUUGCAAGCUGAACAAGCGCGCUUGGACUCUGAAGCUGAUAAGGUAACGCUAAAUGAGAAGAUUAAAUUUUUGGAAAUCGAAAAGGAGAAGGUGGAGAUCGAGUUGGGGCAAGUGAUGCGUGAACGAAGCGAUUUAAGUAACCAGUUGUCAAUAUUGGCCCGUAAGAAGGAGUCUUUGAACGAAGAGUUGAUGAGGACAAAGCAGCGGUUGGAGCAGUCGAAUGAAAUGAAUGCUAGGAUAAAUAGAAAUUUGGAAGAACUUGUUAAAGAUAAUGAGGAGAAGCAAGUUAUUUUGGAGACUAAUGAAAAAGAGUUUCAGAGGAUGCAAGAAUUGCUGGCGUCGAUGCGAAGUGAAAAGGAAACUUUGGAAGGUGUUUUGUUUGAUACACAAACAAAUCUUGAGGCUACGCAUUUGAAGAAGGUUCAAUUGGAAAAAGAACAACAGGAACUGCUGGUGAAGCAAGAAGCUUUGAAGGGACAAAUUGCGAGGUUGACUAAAGAUUUAGAGAACAGUGAGAAGCGAGCGCAAGAUAUUAAACAAAAUCUUACUCAACAGCGGGGUAAUCAGGAGGCUGAAUUCCAGCAAAUAAUUGCCAAUAUGAAAAAGCAGAAUGAAGAUACUAGUAAAAAAUUGAAUGAAGAGAAAGAACAAAUACGCGUGUCUCUUGAAAAGCGAUUGCAACAGACGGUGAAUACACUGGAAGGUCAGAAAGAAGAUGAGCUUAAUCAAAUGCAGAGUAGAAUUGAGGAACUACAGCAGCAUAUUGAUAAUUUAUGUCAGCAGCAUGAGGAAGUUUUGCUGCGAGCUGAAAAUGACAAGCAACAGGCACUGUUGAUUGCUCACCAUGACCAGCAAGCGCUGAUGGAAAAACUCGAGAAUAUAUUCCGUGAGUUGGAGGGUGAAAAGGGAACUUUAGAUCGCUUGAGAAGAGAAGCGAAUGCACGCGCAGAGCAAGACCGUACUAAUAUUAAUCAACUCCGGGAUGAAUUGAGUAGAAUGAAGACGAAAUUAGAGGAAACUAAAUUGCAAGAUGACGAAGAAAAAAUGAAACUUGAAUUGAAGAUCGAAGACAUGUGGAAAGAACGCGAGUCAGCUCAAAAAGAGUGUGAAGAAUUAAGAGUUCAGCUACAAGUUGCGGAGGACAAGGUUGACAGUCUGCAGAAUCAGUUGCAUGAGACCACCAGGAAGCUCAAAGAUACGGAAAAUACCAUCGAGUCUUUGAGGAAAGAACUAGUGGAUGUGCGAAGGCAGUUGGCUGACUCGAAUUUCGCUAUGGAUAAGUAUAAUAAUACUAAUAAAGAAUUGAGGGAGCAUGUAAAACGCAUUGAAGGCGAGAAAAGAGAGCAGUCUCGAGCGCUGGAGGAAGCUUAUCAAAAGAUAGCGACGAUGGAAGACGCGCGAACAGCUCUUGAAGCUGAAAAAUCACGGCUUCAAGGACAAAUAAGAGAUAUGGAGCAUGAGAUAAUACAAAUCCAACAGCAGCUUCGGUUCACGGAAGGUGAAUUACAAAAGAGUCAGUCUGCUAAUUCUCAAGCGCAGAAUGAAGAACGGGAAUUACAAGGUCGCUUGGCUAAUGAAAUUGAGGAGAGAGAACGUCUUCAAUUGCAGCUACACCAGCUUAAGAAACAAGUUAUUGAUCUGGACAACAGUUUAGAGGUAACGAGACAAGACAUGGGCAAAUUGAGAUCACGAGCUGAUGAAGAAGAUGAAAGAUGGCGGGCAAGAGAACAGGAGCUUCUGGUAAGACUUGAAGACAGUCGUUGCAGAGAAAGAAAGCUCGAAGAUCAGAAACAUAAUUUGGAGGUGUGCCUGGCUGAUGCAUCUCAGCAACUUCAAGAGCUCAAAGCUCGUUUUGGCGGCUCCGAAGGGCGGGUUAGAGCUCUGGACAGUCAGCUGGCUCAAUUGGAGGCUGCUAAAAAGGAUGUCGAGCAGAAAUUGAGCAGUGUCGGGUCGACUUUAAGACGAAUUGCUGGUAUUCAACUGGAUGGUUCUGUCAAUAUGCCGUUCAAGCUGAUGAGUCCUUCGAGGAGGUGGAGUCCAGCGCGAGCUUCUCAUCAGGAGCAUGAUGUCAGUCGUGACGUGAUUCUGGAUGUCGAUCCUGAAGCUGUAAGGAAAGGCGUACGCUCGCUCAUGCAGCAGGUCGCUCAAAUCGAACGCGAAAGAGAUGAUUGCAAAAACGAGUUGAGUAAUGUUAAAAAACAAUUGGCUGAAGCUCUGGAGUGUCAGACUAAAUCUGACUCUAAGAUAAACAAUAUCAGUAUUACUUUGAGGAAUAUUCAGGAUGAAAAAGCUUCAUUGGAAGGACAAUUGUCGCAAAAACAAACGUCUUACCAGAGUUUACAUGAGGCGUUACACCAAAAGACUCAAGAAAAUGAAUACUUACGUGAAAAGGUGACGGCUUUGGAGCUGACUGUUAGCAGCGAGUCUGAAGAAAAGGGUCAGUAUGAGGAGAAAUUGGAGAAAAUGAGACAAGCCUUUGGUAGAUGUGAUAAUGAAAAGCGUAGCUUGCAAGAAGAUUUAGGAAGAUCUGAGGCUCGAGCGACUAAAUUAGAAUUGCAACGAAUGUCACUGGAAGGAGAUUUGCAGCGGCUGCAAAUGGUUUUGCAGGAGAAAGAUGGGAAUCUCCAGAAACUGCAAGACCGGUUUGAUGCUCAAGUUAAAACAUCAAGCGGUCUGGAAGAGCGUUGCGCGUCAUUGAAGUCCACUAUAGAACAGUUGAAUCUCUGUUUGGAGCGGGCAGCUGCUACUGAGAGUGAGCUGAAGAGUGAAAUAAAUUCAAUGCGACGAACGAUAAUGGAAAAUAACGCGCAGAUGCAGAGUAUCAACGACCGCGUGAAGCAGCUUCAAAAACAACUGGCUAAUGCUGAUAAUGAGCGACGAGUUGUUUCAGAAAGGUUGGACGUGGCUCAGCAAUCGGUUAUGGAGCUGAAACACGCGAAUCAAACUCUGAUGGACCAGAACUCGCGGUUACAAAAUGACCUGGCGAAUAAUGAGGUUCAGCGAUCUGGUCUAGAGUCGCAGCUCAGACUGGCAACCUGGCCACAAGAGAGUCCUUCGAAUAAGGACGACGAGGUGGUGAGACAAUUGCAUGCAGUUCAACGAGACCGCAGCGAGAUGCGAGGCAAGCUGGAUGCAUUGAACGACAAAGUACGGCUUCUAGAGGUCGACAAGCGCAAUCUGGAGAGACAACUGGCUUCUGCUAGAGCUAGUGGAGGACGAAGCAAGAGCUACGAACGUCCAGAGAAGGCUCAUGUUGAGUUGAUGGGCUCCAAUGUCAGUGUUGAUCUUCUUGAGCAGGAGAAUCGCGAUCUACGGUUGAAAAUUCGCAGACUAGAGACUCUCCUGGCUGAGAAAGAGGCUGAACAUGUCAGAUGCAAGACACUUCACAGUCAUUCACACUCGGCGAGAGAUUCAAGUCGCGAUCGGAUGGCGGAAAUUGAAAGACUAAGAGCUGCUCAACUUCAAGCUGAGAAAUUGCUGGAAGCUCGCGAGCAGAGUCAUCGGCAGCAGGUUCUACGGCUGGAAAACCAGAUUCAACUGUUAAGAGAACAGUUGAGCCAGGAAAUAAAACGUCGACAGCUUUAUGUACUGCGUAGCACGCGAGCUGGCAGAGAAAUGCAGCACUUACGUCAAGCACUGGGUGAUUCUUUGAAAACUGUCUCCCAAGAUCCGUCUUUGGAUGCUGUUUUGUUGGAGCAUGAGGCCAGGAAAUUGGACAGCACGGUUACAAGUACUACAAGUUUGCCGCCUUCGUUGGCGCUUCCUGCUCCGUCUUAUGAUAGAUACUCUCCUAUUCCCUCACCGUUGAAGUAA
This is a messenger RNA of Cotesia congregata, 5880 nucleotides long. NCBI's taxonomy places the organism in Eukaryota, Metazoa, Arthropoda, Insecta, Hymenoptera, Braconidae. The record is from the annotation of a GenBank genome assembly.